Medicago truncatula (barrel medic) is the source of this 1072-nucleotide messenger RNA. RefSeq names its product protein UXT homolog. Gene Ontology annotation, molecular function: transcription corepressor activity. The record is from RefSeq and is a predicted model, not a curated record. The transcript has 8 exons. The coding region runs from base 383 to 838 and encodes 151 amino acids. NCBI's taxonomy places the organism in Eukaryota, Viridiplantae, Streptophyta, Magnoliopsida, Fabales, Fabaceae. Gene Ontology annotation, cellular component: mediator complex. Gene Ontology annotation, biological process: negative regulation of transcription by RNA polymerase II; positive regulation of transcription by RNA polymerase II.
CCCCUUCACGUUUCUCUUUCAUCUGAGAACCAAGUGAGAAGUGAGAACAGAGAAAGUGAAACGGAAUCCUUUUCUUCUCCCAAGCAUAGCAAAUCGAUCCACCACCGCCGGUGAGCCGCGAGACCACUCUCCUCUUUCUCCAUCCAUCACCGCCGCGAUUACUCUCCUUCUUCUUCUUCAAUUUAGAGAGCUUUCUUCCUUCAUCUCUCUCCACAAACCCUAAUUAUUAAAAGUUAAGCUGAAGAUUCAAAGAAUAGAUUCUAUUUUCAAAAGGAAGGCUGUUGAUAUUGAAAGAGAUGAAGUUGUAAUUUCUUCAUCCGAUAUUGUUCUUUGGCGGCCACCCCAAACUUUUUUGUCUUGCUCCGCCACUGACUCUUAACAUAUGGACAAUUUACGUCAGCAAAAAAUUCAAAAGUAUGAAGAAUUUGUUGAUAAACGCUUGAAACCUGAUCUUCUUCAUGUUACCGCUCAGAGGGACAAGGUCUUUGAACAACAGAAAAUUUUUGCUGAUUUGCGAAGUAACAUUGAAAACAUAGAGAAGAAUAGUGUUACCAGUCUGAGAACUAUGGUCAAUCUUGGCUCUGAGGUGUACAUGCAAGCAGAAGUGCCCAGUACACAACACAUAUUUGUGGAUAUAGGCAUGGGAUUCCAUGUGGAGUUUACUUGGUCUGAAGCUUUAAACUUCAUAGAGAAAAGGGAAGAAAAGAUCGCCAGGCAGAUAGAGGAGUACACCAAACUAAUUGCUUCAAUCAAAGCCCAAAUUAAACUGGUUUGUGAAGGCAUUAGAGAAUUACUUGAUCUUCCAGCUGAGAAACCCUUACCAGAACGGAGAUUUUGAUAUUUACAGAGUACUCACCGAAUUGCUUAUGUUAGAAUUUGUCACAACAAUUAUGAAGAAGAAAUGCAAUCAUGUGAAAAAACUUUUAACCUUUAUGAAAUAUUGCAUCUCUUCUUUUAGUCAUAGUUCACUUUCUAAUUAAAUUUUGUGCAGGGUUGUAAAGUAUUUUGAUGACCAACCGUGAAUAGAAACAUUAACAAAACACCCAAGUCCUUAUUUAUAUGAUUUUCUAUA